AUGCGGGCGAUUUUGUUUGUGUUUUUCAGUGUUGGAGUCCAAUUUGGAAGGAACCUGACUAUGGAAUUUGAACGGAGGAGGAACGGUCGAAAUCAAAAUUCUCUUCCCAUAUUCUUGGACAAGCUCGUGCCUCCAUGGGCAGCAAUCCUAUUAUCAGUCACACUCAUCCUCAUGUUUGGGGAGAUAUUGCCUCAAGCAAUCUGUACUCGGUAUGGAUUAACUGUUGGAGCAACCGUAGCACCCUUUGUCCAGCUUCUUCUUUGGGCAUUUUUCCCUAUUGCUUAUCCAAUUAGUAAGGUUCUGGAUUGGAUGCUGGGUAAGGGGCAUGCUGCCCUUCUGCGUAGAGCUGAGCUGAAAACGUUUGUGGAUUUUCAUGGUAAUGAGGCUGGGAAGGGUGGGGAUUUAACGCAUUAUGAGACAACAAUAAUUGCUGGAGCUCUGGAAAUGACUGAGAAGACUGCUAAAGAUGCCAGGACCCCUAUAUUGAAGGCAUUUUCCAUCGAUCUAGAUGGAACCCUUAAUUUGGAAACACUGAAUGCUAUAAUGACAAUGGGCCAUACAAAUUUAACCUUGUUCAUCUAUGCAAAGGCUUCAUGGGUUCCAAUGUUGCUCUAG
Messenger RNA from Fraxinus pennsylvanica, 615 nucleotides. Lineage: Eukaryota; Viridiplantae; Streptophyta; Magnoliopsida; Lamiales; Oleaceae. The record is from the annotation of a GenBank genome assembly.